This is a messenger RNA of Exserohilum turcica Et28A, 1173 nucleotides long. RefSeq lists its product as uncharacterized. Lineage: Eukaryota; Fungi; Ascomycota; Dothideomycetes; Pleosporales; Pleosporaceae. The transcript has 3 exons. The record is from RefSeq and is a predicted model, not a curated record. The coding region runs from base 1 to 897 and encodes 298 amino acids.
AUGACUACCUUCACCAUUCCAGACAGCCAGCUUGACGCCAUCAGAGACCAAGUGGUCCUGAUCACGGGCGCAUCGUCGGGCAUCGGCCUCGCAACACUACGUCGAGUCAUCCAGCAUGGAGGCAAAGUCUUUGCCAGCGACAUCAAUCCGCUGCCGCAGCCCGAAGGCGCGUCGGUCCCGUUUAUCAAGGCCAAUGUUGCGUCAUGGCAGGACCAAGUCGACAUGUUCAAGGCUGCCGAGAAGGAGUAUGGAAAGAUUGACCAUGUGUUUGCGAAUGCGGGCGUGGGCAUGUCGGCACCACUGGUCGACGAUGAAGUUGACGAGAAGGGCGAGCCACGGCCCCCGAAGCUGGAUACCAUCAACAUCAAUCUGAUUGGCGUCAUGUACUCGGUAAAACUGGGCAUACACUACCUCAGGAAGAACCCGUGCGGUGGCAGUAUUGUCACAACAGCCUCCGGCUCCAGCUUUACCAGAGUCGAGCUUUCGGAUUACUCUCAAGCUAACACGGUGCAAGCCAUGUCAAAGCAUGCUGUGCUUGGCCUUACGCGCGCCCUGUACCGAGAGCUUCACCCCAAGCUUCCCAUCCGCAUCAACUCGAUUGCGCCAUCGUGGACAGACACGGCCAUUGUGCCGCGCGAAGUGAUUGCCUUGUUUGGCGAGGGCAGCUACCAGACGGCCGAUGUGGUUGCUCGGUCAGCCAUGAUACUCAUGGUAGACCAGACGCGGCACGGCGAGAUGGUGUACAGCGAUCGCGGCAAGUUUGUCGAAAUGGAAAACGGAGCAACGGGCUUCCAUGCCCAGACCAAGAAGACGCUGGGGUUUGCAGAGGACGAAGAGACGAGCGAGGCAAAGGCUUGGCAAAGGGCGCAGGAGGGAUUUGCCGCUGCUGCAUCGUAGCGCAAGAAUGCUUCCUAGCGUGUGCUGAGUAGGACAGGCAAGGUUAAUUUCCAUCACGUCUUGGGGUAAUGGCCCUAGUUGGCGAACCCCUCACCAUCAUCAUCAGCAGCAGCAGCAUCAGCAUCAUCAAUUUUAGAUUUGAGUUUUUUUUGGGUCAUCAUAUUUUGCGCUCUAUCGACCAAGCUCUUCCACGACCUCUGACAUGUGUUGACAUUGGGUUUUGGGCGAGAUGGCGGGUGGUAGACAAGAGUCAUAGCCACAGACUGAGCUGAUUGU